GAGCAAAAAAAUUACUGCGCACACUGAAAGAAACGGCAUUUUAUUUUCCAAUCGCGGGCGGGACGGUUCAAAACACGGGACGGUUCAAAACAGCGCGCCUCUUCGCGAGCGACUUCAUAGAAUCAGCAGAUCUACUUUCCUGGCUGUCGGACGAGUUGUCGAAAAACUCGGGAAGGGAUUUGAGUUUGUGAAUCGCCACGGAUCGAAAAAGUGCACCGUUUAAUGCUCUAGUAACCGCCAUAGAGAGCAAGAAUCAAUCUAACGACACGGAAAUAAAUUCGAAACGCAGUUAAAGUAAGAAAUUCGACGUCUUCCUGAGGCCCGAAACACCCACAAAAAAAGCAAAAAAAAAAAAACGAAAAGGCGAAUGAAAAGUGCGCAAAAAAAUAUAUGUAAUACGAUUGCCAGGAAGACACGGAAGCAAUAAAAAGUACGGCGAAAACGCAAUCGUUACAUAUUAUAUAUAUUCGCUCGGUUGGAAAGUUCUUCUUUUGUGCAGAAAAUCGACCACACAUCAAAAUAAAUUACUAGAAAAAAAAAGUAGAAAAACAACAACAAAAGCAUCCUCAAGAAUCUCGACGCUCUCCCACUCGUUCGUACUCUCUCUCUCUUUCUCUUUCUCUUGACGAAGGCGGAGAAAGAAGCAAAGCGAAACAACAAAUAAUCUCUUUUCGCCGCCAAACAAUAAGGAAAAUAAUUAAUUUUCAGCCAGCGAGCUUCUGCGGCAUUUAUGCCAACUAAUUAAAAUCACAAAAAAUGGAUUACAAAUUCAUUGUUUUCAACGCAGCGAGGGAUAACAAUUUGGCGCAAUUGAAGGCCACCCUUUACAACAAAAGUUCAAGCGAAGUGAGCAGCCUGAUCUCGGCGAAAGUGAACGGAGCCACCCCCCUGGUCAUCUCCUGCCGCAAUGGACACUACGAUAUUGUAGAAUACUUAUUGACAAAGUGUCGGGCUAACGUUGAGCAGGUGGGAUCGGUCAGUUUCGAUGGAGAGCCCAUCGAGGAUGCCCCACCAUUGUGGUGCGCAGCGGCUGCUGGCCACUUGGGCAUCGUCAAGAUGCUCGUCCGCCGGGGAGCCAAUGUUAACAGCACUACCAGAACGAAUUCAACACCACUGAGGGCAGCGUGCUUUGACGGGCAUUAUGAGAUCGUCAAAUACCUGGUGCACCACGGAGCAGACUUUGAGGUGGCGAAUCGACACGGCCACACCUGUCUGAUGAUCGCCUGCUACAAGGGUCACUUCCGCAUCGCCCAGUAUUUGCUCUCUCUGAGUGCCGAUGUGAAUCGCUGCAGUGUGAAGGGGAACACAGCGCUGCAUGACUGCGCCGAGUCGGGUUCCCUACAGAUCCUCCAGCUGCUGCUCAAGCAUGGAGCUACAAUGGAUGUUGAUUACUACGGAAUGACUCCGCUGCUGGCGGCCAGUGUCACCGGUCACAUGCCCAUCGUUGAGCACCUAAUCACAUUGCCCUGUGUGAGCAGGGAGUCGAGGAUUCAUGCUCUGGAACUGCUGGGAGCCACGUAUGUGGACCGGAAGAGGGACAUGGCUGCGGCACUAAGUCUGUGGCGCCGAGCGCUUGAAGAACGGUCGCUGGACCCACCGCUGGAGAAGAAGGUUCAGGAACCAGUGCCGGCAUAUGAGAUGGUUCGCGAGGUGACCAGCGUGGAGGAGCUGGAGGAGAUGGUAUUGGAUCCUGAUGAGAUGCGAAUGCAGGCUUUGGUCAUCAGACAGCGCAUUCUGGGACCCACGCAUCCGGACACCAGCUACUACAUUCGUUUUAGGGGUGCCCACUAUGCGGACGCUGGACGCUUCGAUCGCUGCAUUGAGCUCUGGUCCUAUGCCCUCACCAUGCAGCAGAAGAUCCUGCAGCCGCUCAGUCCGAUGACGCAAUCCUCACUACUGUCCUUCGCCGAGCUCUUCAGCUUUAUGCUGGUAGAGGCGGGUCGCCUUCUGCCCAGGGGUCGAGUGGUUCCUCCGAUUGAGGCGGACGGCAUGCUAACCAUCUUCUACAAGGCGGUCAAUGAGGUUGAGCGGGGUCAGGCAUUCACGCUGGAGCAACAGAAGGACCAACAGCAACCGCAAAAACAGCUGCCGGCAGCUGAUAAAUCGCCAUCCUGCUCAGCUUCCUCAUCCGCAUCUUCCUCCUCCUCGACGACGCUGCUUUCGGCGCAUCAGCACGAUUGUAACCACGAUCCCAAUGCCCUGAGUCGCACCAUGAUAAGUGCUAUUCACAUAGGCUGUCUGCUAAGCUCCCUGCUGGACACAGACGCCCUUAAUCCAGAAAUGCGUCGCCAGGUGAUGGGAGCCUUGUACCGCCUGAAUCGCUUGAAGGUGCGUGUUCGGUUCGACCGGACCGCUCUGCACUACGCCUGCUAUCGAGAGGGCACGCUGGCCGGCCGCUAUCCUUCCUGUCAAUUCCCUUCAGUGACACUGGCGAAGGCCCUGCUAGAGGUGGGUGCUGAUCCGAAUGCCAUCGACGAAGCGGGCAAUACUCCACUUCACCUGGCCACCAUGCAGCCCUAUGUGGAGCCCCUGUCUCAUAUUCUGCUCGAGGGUGGAGCUCACUUGGACACCAAAAACUACGCUGGCGAGACGUUUGAGAGUCUAUUGGCCCCCACGCCCAUGCAUAAGGUUAUCGAUCCAAUGAAGUACACAACGCUGGCGUGUCUGGCCGCAAGGACGAUCAAGAAACAUGACAUCCGCUACGAGGGAACAGUGCCAGCCACACUAUACGAGUUCAUCGAGCUGCACUAGAGACGAGGAUGGGGACGAGGACUGGACGAGAGUCAAGCACUCAAUUCACUCAAUCACUCACUUGAUCAAUUGAUCACUCGAUGGAGCUAAUCGAUCAACCGCCUGCCCGCCCGCCAUCCAUAUGAUAAUACCAACUACUACUAUGACUACCGUCUAUUUACUGUAUAUUUAGAGAUAGAGAGAGAGAAUGUUUGAAACUAUGCUGAAUGGGGAGAAAUGUGAAAAAAGGACGAGAUCGUUACUAACGACUGGGAACUGAUUUGUGAUGUUAGCAAGCGAAGUGCCUGAAUCGACGGAUCAGGACGAUAACUACAAACUGACAACGAUAACAAAACAGAAGCCAAUAAAAAGAGAAGCCAGGCAGACAACCGAAGCAAAUGCAAUGAAAAGUUCUGGAAGAGAUGAAUUGCUGUCUUUGAAUUUUGCUUGCGAAAUGUGUUGACACUUUCUUUUUUUUUUAACUAUGUGUUCUUGCUACUCUAUUUUGUAUGACUUAUGAUUAAUAUAAUAUUGUAUGUACUUGUACCAAAAGCCUGGGCGUGAUUGAGCAGCCUAAUUUUAAUUAUCUGGCAUGAAGCCAGCGACUCCUCAACGCUGCUGCAAUCACGCCCAAGCCAUGGAAAAAUCCAAAAACCAGAAUACCUAAAUACUAAACAAAAAAACAAAAAACUAAAAAAAAAAACAACACCAGCAACUACCCACAACUCACGUCUUAGUGAUGCGUUUGUUUAUAAACGAGAAAACGAAGUUUUGGAAAUAUACAAACUGUAAUUAACAACAAUAA
Drosophila eugracilis is the source of this 3535-nucleotide messenger RNA. Its product is annotated as protein fem-1 homolog CG6966. NCBI's taxonomy places the organism in Eukaryota, Metazoa, Arthropoda, Insecta, Diptera, Drosophilidae. The record is from RefSeq and is a predicted model, not a curated record. The transcript is spliced from 5 exons. Gene Ontology annotation, molecular function: protein binding. Bases 757 to 2751 code for a protein of 664 amino acids.